UCCCUUCGCCUCCACAUUCUCUCUCUCUCUCUCUCAUUCUCUCUCUCAAUAUUUCCCAAUUCUAAACUUUUUUUCUUCUUUGUGAAAAGAGAUUUUUAUGAACAACUACUAACUAGUGGUAAUAUAAAGGGUAACUUUUUUCCUAAUUUGAUAUCAAGAGAAGCCAACANAAAAAAAAAAAAAAAAAAAAGAGAGCUUUUAUAUUUUGUGUGUGUGUGUGUGAUUUACUCUGUUUUUACAAUGGUUUUGUUUUGUGAAAUUUUUAUUGGUGAAGAAGGGAAUUUAGAAGACGCAGAGUGGAGAAACGAAUUAUAAAAAAAAAGUUUUUUUUACCUUCUCUCCUCUGUUUCAGAAACAGAGACAGAUCAAGAAGAUAUCACAAGCAGAGAACUGUGUGUGUUGUCUUCUCAUCAUCUCCUUCUUCUACUGGGUUUUUUUUUGUUAAAAUAUCAAGAAACCAUGUCGGCGAGUGUACUAAGUGAUCCAACAAUGCUAAUUUCAACACCAGAAGUAAUCAUCGUCUCGCCGGCGCCGGGGACACAGACCUCCGGAGACGAGCCGGAGCAGGUUACGUGUGAGUGCUGCGGGUUAACCGAGGAGUGUACGCAAUCUUACAUAGAGAUGAUCAAAGAGCGUUACAUGGGUAAAUGGAUCUGUGGGCUCUGUUCCGAAGCAGUCAAGUACGAAGUCAUAAGAACGAAACGUUUCGUAACAACAGAGGAAGCUAUGGCAAGGCACAUGAACAUGUGUAAUAAGUUCAAAUCAUCAAGCCCACCUCCGAAUCCGACAGGGCAUUUGAUCUCUGCGAUGAGACAGAUCUUGAGAAGAAGCUUAGAUUCACCAAGAAUGCUUAGAUCCAUGCCUAGUAGUCCUUCUAAAGACGACGACCAAGAUCAUCAUCAUGAUUGUGUUUCUUCUUCUAAUGUUUUGUCUAGGUCUGAUAGCUGUUUCGCUAGUUUGACUUAAAAAAAAAAAAAGACAUCGUUGAAAAAAACGAAAAAUGUUUUUAAACCGUCGGUUUAGGAACCCACCUUGGAUUAAAUCCGGUUUUCAGUUUGUAAAAAUUUCGUCGGUAAACCAAAAAUCGGUCACUGUAUGUGUUUUUGCCGGAUUUGUAUACCUUGUGGAAACUUUUUGGGCAAUUCUUGCUUUUUUUACCCAAUUGCUAAUAAAGGUUCGGAAUUGUGUCGC
This is a messenger RNA of Camelina sativa (false flax), 1191 nucleotides long. The record is from RefSeq and is a predicted model, not a curated record. NCBI's taxonomy places the organism in Eukaryota, Viridiplantae, Streptophyta, Magnoliopsida, Brassicales, Brassicaceae.